CAUGCAAUUACUAGAUGUUAGCGAGAUAAUAGAGGAAGCUCUUCAUCUUUUUACUUCCGGCCCUAAAGAGGAUAAGAGCACUCCAAUUCCAAAACACGCGCCUAACCACACAAUAGCAGAAGCCCUUCCAGAUAAAGAAACUAAGACGGAUAAUAUCCUUCCAACGCUAGAACUGUUCCAGCAAACUUCCGAACAAACAGAAUUAGUAGCGUGUAAGCAGCGAGUGCCAGAAGAUCAGGAUCUAGACUAUCCUUCUUCCGCUCAGCAGAUAUUGGAUCGCAACAAGGAAAACCGUCUUCAACUAUUACUUCCACAAUAUUCAGGAUCUACGCAAGAACAUUACGUUGCAAGCACUAACACAUUGUCGCCUACCCAACAUCCUCCAUUAAUAGAUCGAGACGCACCCGGUUCAGAACCUAGUACUUUUGCAAGGCUAAUUAUAAUCAACAAGGAUAAGCCACUGCAAGAUGCAGACAAAGACGUUGCUAUAGCAGAUCACACUCCUAGCAGCAAUACUAAACAUAGCGACUUGCGUUGGCCGAAAAGAACCUAUAAAGACGUAGUAGAGUUGCGCCAGAGUUACUUACGUAUCUCGGGCAAACUCUAUAAAGUAGUAACGUUAAGCAAUAAGAGAAAGCUUGUAAUAAAGCUAGGUAAGAGUAUGCUUCAGUUCCAGAACAUAUUACGUCAGUUAACAGGGACAGAAGUUAAGCCUAAGGAGGAUAGAAGUAACAAGGACUAUGCUACUGCAAUGUAAUAAUAGGUAGCUCAGUAGAACAUUUUUUCCGGAUUAAUCUAGUUAAUAAACAUGUA
Molecule: messenger RNA, 813 nt
Organism: Cucurbitaria berberidis CBS 394.84
Lineage: Eukaryota; Fungi; Ascomycota; Dothideomycetes; Pleosporales; Cucurbitariaceae
Exons: 5
Source: RefSeq, a predicted model, not a curated record